Molecule: messenger RNA, 2494 nt
Organism: Acipenser ruthenus (sterlet)
Lineage: Eukaryota; Metazoa; Chordata; Actinopteri; Acipenseriformes; Acipenseridae
Product: forkhead box protein J2-like
Exons: 12
Coding region: 637-2190 (517 amino acids)
Biological process (GO): regulation of transcription by RNA polymerase II
Cellular component (GO): nucleus
Molecular function (GO): DNA-binding transcription factor activity, RNA polymerase II-specific; RNA polymerase II cis-regulatory region sequence-specific DNA binding
Source: RefSeq, a predicted model, not a curated record
AGAGAGAGAGAGAGAGAGAGAGAGAGAGAGAGAGAGAGAGAGAGAGAGAGAGAGGCCGUCUGACACACACAACAAAAUACAGUAGAUAGAAAUGUGGAUACUGUAAUCAGAUAGAUAGAUAGAUAGAUAGAUAGAUAGAUAGAUAGAUAGAUAGAUAGAUAGAUAGAUAGAUAGAUAGAUAUUUGCUUUAGGUAAGUAUAGUACAGUAGUACAUAGGUACUUCGGAAGCUCACCAGAACUACAAGUGUACUAAAUUAUGUGCACUGCUUGAUAUUACUACCUUUGAGAGAUUGUAGUACUUUAAUAGUACACAUGUAGUAAGAAGUAAUUCAUUGACCAUUCUGAACGAUACUUUGCUGAGGCCAUAAUGGCUUUGCUAAACUGGGAUUCUCCAGAAACUGGUUUGCUUUAACUGGAAUUCCCAAUAAAGUGAACCAAUGUUUCAAAGGAACUGGAUUUCUAAAUGGGAAUUACAAAGAAGCAGUGUUGGAUAAACAGAGAUUCCAAAACAAACUGGCAUUUCUGAGCUGAGAGAAGAAAAACAUUGAGCUUGCUGAACUGCAAUUGCAAAUAAACUGGGAAAGCGGAACUGAGAUUCUGGACUUAAAAGAGGAAGAAAGCAGCAGAGAAAGCAGAAUGGCCUCUAAUCUAAGUGACAGCCUCACUUCUAUGGACUGGCUCCCUCAGCUCAAUCUCAAAGGGUGUGUGAAAAGCAGGAGCUCAGAGCUGGGGGCCCAAACUGAGAAGGGGCCCCGGGGGACAAGCAAGCCCCCCUUCAGCUACGCCACUCUCAUCAGCCAGGCCAUCAAGUCCACCCCCCGAGGGAGAAUGAGCCUCAAUGAUAUCUACAGCUGGAUCUGUGAGCAGUACCCCUACUACAAGAACACUGGGGCAGGCUGGAAGAACUCGAUCAGGCACAAUCUCUCCCUCAAUAAGUGUUUCCGGAAGAUUCCGCGACCCAGGGAUGACCCCGGGAAGGGAUCCUAUUGGACGAUAGACAGCUGCCCAAAAGAAGACCCACCCCUCCCAAGAGGAAAAAGACCACACCCACCAGACCAUGAGGUGUCUCAGGAUUCCUUAAUGGAACAGGAAGUAACCUCAAGCACAAGUCAGGGACUGCAGAGUGAGAGUGUGAGAGAUGAGAUACUGUGGGAAGGACCUCCGCCAAGCAAGGUGGCCCCUCCCCUGCUGUCCCCCUUUUCUCUUCCCCAGCCCCCUCCCCCUCAGCCUGGGCGUGGUGAGCCCCCUCAGAGCUGCCCCUUGCGCUUUUCCUUCACUGAGAUGCAUCUGCAGGACCUGCUGGGGUCUUCAUUCCAGAGUCUGUACCGGACCAUGACAGGGAAGACUGGACCCCCUGACAGUGCUCCUCACUCCAACAGGACUUCAUGUAUGUUUGAGCAGGCUGCCCCCCUGCACACCCCCCCCUUCCCCUCCGAUCCCCCCCAGCCCCCUCCCCCCCCCCCCCUCCUCCUCCUCCUCCCCCCAGGACAGUGCUGUCCCAGUGCAAGGCCCUGUGCGGAACAACCCUCCCCGAACUCCACUCUUCACUGCAGGACACAUUGCAGAGGGACCAUCCCUUCUGAUUGGUUCUCCAGUAUUGACAGUCUCAAAGAGAGUUUCAAAAUCGCCAAUAACCUCGACUGGUCUACCAUCGAUCUCACUCAUUUUCCUGAUCUUUUAAAGAGCAUGCAGCAGGCUGACAUGUCUAACUGGUCCUUGGAUCCCACUCUCUUCACCUCCCUCUGUGAUUCACUGAACCAAUUCUUCACCCAAACUGGCCUGAUCCACUCCCAUCACACCCUGCAGUCCCCCCACAGUGGGGCCAUCAACUCCCAUCACACCCUGCAGCCCCCCCAGAGCCAGGUUGUCAACUCCCAUCAAACCCUGCAGCCUCUGAGUGGUCUCGCCCCUUCCCACAAUGCAGUUCAGCAGCCGUUGGGAAGAAGAUCCCAGACCAACGCCAUCAAUGAGUUUCUGCAUUCCCGAGAUCGAGCAGCACACACUUUGCCAGGAUUCCCUUCCCAGCAAGCACUGAGACACCCCAAUGCUGCCACCUCUUCAGGAACUACAGUAGGCUCAGUUCCACAUUCUCAAGCCCCUCCCCUUCCUGCCCACCCCCCAAAACUGCGUUACACUAGCAACAGUGAAGAAAUCCCAGACGACUUCGACUGGGAUUUAUUAUUGAACUGAAAUGGAUUGAAAAAUAGUGUCUCAACCCUCAAUACCAUCAAAUUUGUAUGGAUUGUAAUAGAACUUAUAGGCAACCUGUGAGAAAAAAAUAUGGUUAUCAAGAAACUGCAGUAACUGCAAGUAUUCUUCUUGGAACUACCAAACAAGCAGAAUCAGAAUAACAACUACACCUCCCAGCAUGCCUCUAUAUUGUAGAAACAGAGAGGGAUCGUGUGAGUUGUAGUUCUUUUUUUUAUAAAGACAGUGUAUAAUGAUUGGGACUACAGGACUACACUGCAAGCAGCAACCUGAGCAAUCACUGAGC